Debaryomyces hansenii CBS767 is the source of this 2184-nucleotide messenger RNA. It is a transcript of the gene HOF1, whose product is annotated as formin-binding protein. Bases 1 to 2184 code for a protein of 727 amino acids. Gene Ontology annotation, cellular component: cell division site; mitotic actomyosin contractile ring, proximal layer; cytoplasm. Gene Ontology annotation, molecular function: phospholipid binding; protein binding. Gene Ontology annotation, biological process: cytoskeleton organization. NCBI's taxonomy places the organism in Eukaryota, Fungi, Ascomycota, Pichiomycetes, Serinales, Debaryomycetaceae. The transcript has a single exon. The record is from RefSeq and is a predicted model, not a curated record.
AUGACAAGAAUUGAUCGGAUACGCAGUGAGAACACUACAUUUGUUAAUAACUUUUGGGGCCGCCGAGACUCCGGAUUCAAAGUGAUCCAAACAAAGAUAAAGCAUGCGUUGACAACUCUCGAAGAGUUGUUAGACUUCUAUAGGGAAAGGAUUCAAAUAGAAAAAGAUUACAAUAAGAAAUUAGAGAAACUUAACGGGAAGAUUCUUUUGGGGUCUCACGAGACUGGGUCGUUGAAGAAAUCACUAGACAAAUUAUCGUUAGAAAAUAAACAUAUGGUAAAAGAUAACUCCAAGUUUAUAAAGUCAUUAUCGCAGACAAACUACGACAAGCUUAAUCAUUUCUAUGCUAUCUACUAUAAAAAAGUUUCUAAGAUCGAACUGCAUAUGCAAAAAAUUAUUAAUAAACAAAAUGAUCUCUUCAAAACUUUGGAAAUGAAUAAGAACAAGUACCAGGAAGAAUGUUCUCAAAUUAAAUCAUUUAGACUACUCGUUCAGACUACGUGGGGUAAAGAGUUGGAAAAGAACGAGGCAAAAUUGAACAAAAUAACAUCUUCAAAUAUUAAUACUAAGAAGCACUACCAAAUAGCAGUGACAAAUUUCACAGAUUUAAAUGAAAUAUUUGUACGGGAUUGGUCUAUAGCUCUAAAAGACUUUUAUCAAUUGGAAGUUGAAAGAAUUCAGAUCUGUAAAGUUAAUUGUUUCACAUUCUGCAAUAAUAUCGCAACGUUGUGUGUUGAUAACGAUCAAUCCGUUGAUUUGGCAAGAUCUGUGUUCGCUUUGGUAUCUCCACCACAAGACUUACAGGAUUUUGGAGAUACAUAUGGGACAGGUGAUAAAAUAUAUAAAUCUCCUGAAUUUGUUGAUUUUAUGGAUGGGUAUGGUGAUGAACAAAGAGACUCUGAAUUCACAAGAGCUGAAUUUGAAAAUCCAGACAGUGAUAGGUUAUCUAGAUCGUACUCAUCAUACUCACAAGGGACACAACAAUCAUUACCCACCCGCGAAACAGUCGCUAAAACCCCAUUGCCUCUUGUUAAGGAAUCUUUAGAAAAGGCUAGUCUUCCCCCACCUCCUACCAAUAACAUACCCAUCAGUGCGCCAAAUGGAUUUUUAGGGUCACCUAGUAGGAAACCCCCUGCUGGAUUUGACAGAUCAAGCUCGGUGUAUAGUACUCAAGACAAGAAUGACGUGUUUUCGGUCGGGGAGAAAGAGACAUCUCAUAAAUUCUCUAACAGUAAUGGCUCAUCCAAUUAUUCGAACCCUACGAACUAUACCGGCUCUAACUAUUCAGGUUCUUCCAACAAUGAAAGAAACUGGGCAUCUCCUCGCCGAAAGGAGAAACAAUUAAGUCAAUUUCAAGAGCAGAUUAAUUUGAAAUCAAAAGAAUUACCAUCAUUUCCUAACAACUCGCAUGAUACGAAUGAAACAGCUCAAAAUGUACCAAUAAUGAAAGACUUUUCAAUAGACUUUAUUGCUAAAGCUUUGGAGGAUUUGAAUUCUGGAGGCGAUGGUGAUAUAAAUCAAUACAGAAGGUCUGUCAGGGGAACAGGUAACCCUGAGGAGCCUAGGGCGAAAACAGCUCCUUCCACUCCUUUCGGCAAACUAAAGACGCACUCCGACUUCGUCGACGAUCGUGAUGAAGUUGCAACCAGACAUGACUCCAUAAUGUUCUCUUCACCUACAAGGAACCAAAAUAGCGCGGAGUUGGAUGGAUCACCUAUCAAGCGAGGAAGACGCCAGAGGCCAAAGUCAAUGCUUGACCCACUUUCCAACGAUAGACUUUCAGACUACCCAAUAGGAGACCACAUGGACCAUCUGGUAGACACAUGUAUAAUCAAAAAACCUACUGAACAAUUCCAGACUCCACACAGGAAACACCAAAGAUCUUUACUGAAGUCCCCUACGAAAUCUUAUACGAACCUCAAUGCAAUGAUUCAGCAAUCUUCAAACCCCAUAUUGACUCCAAUAGGAAAUACUCCUUACCUAUCAAAGGCAAAAGCUAUGUAUACAUACAAACCACAGGACCAUGGUGAAUUGUAUUUCAAAAAAGGAUGGUUCAUGUAUAUUAUUCAUAAGCAAGAGGAUAAUUGGUUUGUAUGCGAGCUAGCCCAAAAUUGUAAAGAUAGAGCUGGUAUGAUUGGUUUGGUUCCAGGUAACUACUUGCACGAGGAACAGGACCUAUUUUAG